Messenger RNA from Suillus paluster, 2262 nucleotides. RefSeq names its product Haloacid dehalogenase-like hydrolase-domain-containing protein. The transcript has 5 exons. The record is from RefSeq and is a predicted model, not a curated record. The coding region runs from base 183 to 1766 and encodes 527 amino acids. Lineage: Eukaryota; Fungi; Basidiomycota; Agaricomycetes; Boletales; Suillaceae.
UCCUCGAUCGGGCUGCACGUAAAGCCCUGCCGCUCCCCCGAAGGUCCCAGUUAGGAUCCUCGACAAAAAAUUAAGCAACUUACCGGACUAUCCCCAGUGCAUUCAAAUAGCCAUCUAUGGAAGAACAUAUUCUCAAUUUUGCCCCGUUUUACAUUCUCACCUGCGACGCUUGACUGACCCUGAUGUCAUUUACCUCGAAUUACACCUCCCUCGUCUUCGACAUCGGAGACGUUUUGUUCUCUUGGUCCCCGCAGACCAAAACCUCUAUAUCACCAAAGGCUCUACGUAAAAUUCUGACCUCUCCCACAUGGAUCGACUACGAGAGGGGGAAGAUUUCUCAAGCCGAAUGUUACGCUAGGGCCGGCAGCGAAUUCUCUAUAGACCCCACAGAGGUUGGUCGUGCGUUUGAAGAUGCUCGUGACUCGUUGCAGUCCAAUGAAGACCUCAUCUCGGUCAUUCGACACCUCAAAGCACGCUCGAAUGGAAUGCUACGUGUGUUCGCCAUGUCAAACAUCUCUGUGCCUGACUAUGAAGUUCUCCGUACCAAGCCUGUCGACUGGUCGUUGUUCGACGACAUCUUCACCUCUGCUGCGGUGGGUGAGCGGAAGCCAAACCUUGGCUUCUACAAGGCAGUGCUUUCGAGCACGGGGGCUGAUCCCUCCCGCACCAUCUUUGUGGACGACAAAAUAGAGAAUGUCCUAUCCGCGCGUUCGCUAGGAAUGCACGGUAUUAUUUUCGAUGAUCACCGUAAAGUCAUCCGCGCGCUUUAUAACCUACUCGGAGAUCCUGUCGAAAGGGGGAGACAGUACUUGACGUUGAAUGCCAAGAAACUCCAAUCCGUAACUGACAGCGGCAUUCUUUUGCGGGAGAACUUCGCUCAGCUCCUGAUAUUAGAGGCGACUCAUGACCCGAGUCUUGUUGAUUUAACUGAUACACCUCGAACUUGGAAUUUCUUUCAAGGGAAGCCACUGCUUACUACCGAAGAGUUUCCCUUUGACUUGGAUACCACUUCCCUCGCGUUGACCGUAAUGAACAGCCCUGAGGACGUCGCACACCCAAUCAUGGAUGAAAUGCUUGAUUACAUCGAUGAUGACGGAAUUAUCCAGACAUACUUUGACCACCGCCGACCUCGGUUUGAUCCGGUCGUCUGCGUCAAUGCACUCACAUUGUUCUAUUCUUAUGGACGUGGUCACCAGCUCAACCGUACCCUUCACUGGAUACACAAGGUGCUCCUGCAUAGAGCUUAUGUCGAUGGCACACGAUAUUACACGACCCCGGAGUGUUUCCUUUAUUUCCUUGGCCGACUGCUUGAGAUCAGCAACGACGUCUACUUGGCAGCCUAUUUAAAGCCAUUGCUGAUUGAACGUGUUCAAGAGCGCAUAGGGGCCGAGGGUGACGCUUUGGCACUCUCCAUGCGCCUCCGGCUUUGUGCCUACCUUGGAUUGCGCAACGAUGUUGAUCUUCGCCUUCUGUUGCCUUUGCAAUGCGAAGAUGGAGGCUGGGAAAUCGGAUGGAUCUAUAAAUAUGGGUCCACCGGUAUCAGUAUCGGAAACCGCGGUCUCACAACGUCCCUGGCCGUGAAAGCCAUCCUGGAGAUGCAACACUUCCCAACUCCCCCUCAUCACCAGCACCAGCACCAACAGUUUCCCUCGCCAAGCAGGCUUACAUUACUGCCUAAUCUCCUCUUAGGCGCUUUUUGUAUCGCAAGAGCAAGUCUUCAUUCACUGGUAGCUCUAUUGCAACGAACACGUUUUCCGUACCAGUGACCGUAUCUAUUCUGAAAUCACGGAUGGAAUAAUGAAAGUCGCGGAUGAGGCAGGGUUUCGACGCUAGAUUUUCCUCCAUUGCUCGGGAGCACUUCGCUUUUCUUCACUGUCCAAAUGCUUUUUAAACAAGUAGAACACAUCAAUCCCUCUCACAUCGUCAUUGACGGGCCCCACAGACCGCUCAUAUAUUAAAAACAACCCGUUCAAACACAUACCAGCACUGGUGUACUUUUCUUUGUAAAAAUCACAUUUAUUGUCCUCUUAUGCACUUACAGUACUUAUUACUUGCUUGUUUAUGUAUCGUCGGAUACCAGUGGGCUUUCUUUCUACUUAGAACCCUUGCAUUAUCAUAGCGGAACCGUGCGCUGACAUGCUACAGGAUGCUACUGACAUCGACUUGGUCAAGGAGUCAUGUGCAUGUUAGUCGUGCGACUUGUCCCUUUCUACGAAGACGGGACUUCCCAGCAGACCUGAGCGACCUGGCAAUCAUUAAUCA